Messenger RNA from Cladophialophora immunda, 2895 nucleotides. RefSeq lists its product as uncharacterized. Gene Ontology annotation, molecular function: serine-type peptidase activity. Lineage: Eukaryota; Fungi; Ascomycota; Eurotiomycetes; Chaetothyriales; Herpotrichiellaceae. Bases 25 to 2694 code for a protein of 889 amino acids. The transcript is spliced from 2 exons. Gene Ontology annotation, biological process: proteolysis. The record is from RefSeq and is a predicted model, not a curated record.
GGCAGUUUCUCGCCAUGUGGUAGAAUGAAGCUUGAGAAACUUUGCAGGCUCUGGCCCUUUGUCGCUCCUUAUCAGCUCACAUGCCGAUCGACCAGCACGUCUCAAGAUGUUCUGGGGCUCGAAGAUACUGGCAAUCAGAGUCUCGUCACUAUCCUUCCCUCCUGGGACGUGAUCGGCCCAUUCAGAGUAGGGACUCGAGAAAUUGUCUGGGGUGCUGACCCUCUUGAGUUUUAUGGGGGAAUUCGACACGCCAGUCCGAAUCAGCCAGGCAGAUUCAGGAGUCCAUUAGCAAGAAAUGCGACAGUGCAAUGGGCUCGGAAGGAGUACAAUACUUCGCUAUCGAACGGUGAACACUCACUCAAUUUCUCUCUUGAAUUUGGUGAGAUCGAUUGGGAAUUCGCCCAAAACAUCUAUGGCUGGUCGGCGUUCCAGUACCAGGCGUGGGCUAAAGGGGAGAUCUUGAAUCAAGACAUCGCGAGUAGGGCUGUAAGUGUUUUCAGCGACAAUAUUCUUGAGCUUUGGAUCAAUGAUUUGCACGUCUUUGGUGGAGAUUUCUUUGGGUUUGGACGAGCUCCCGUCCUGGUUCAGCUCCAUCCUGGUACCAACAACAUCAGCGUACGGCUCGUCCGCGAGGUUCGCUCCAUGGGUGGUGCAUUUCCUCCAACUCUCCAAGCAGAUUUGAGAAUUCGCCUUGCUUCUGAACAGCUCACUGUUGUGGCAAAUAGCCUGGUGAUGCCGAACGUUGUCAAUGGAAGAUUCUGCACGCGAUACGGUAGCAUAACUGUCCGAAAUCAAGGUGCAACAUGGGUACGCGUGCACCGGAUAGCUGCUCUCUCCGAGGAAAGCAGUUAUGUCGUGGCAAGUCAAGAGAUACACCUUGCACCUGGCCAAUCGCGUCCGGUGAAAAUGGUAUUCGAGGGCCCUCUCAAGUUGGACGAAUCACUGAGGUUGGUUCUGAGUUAUUCGGGCAACGGUGCGGCGCCAAAGGAGAUCACCUUCACCAUAGAGCUGGAACACGCAGACAUAUCAUCCUCGCAAAGAAUCACAUUCCUUCAUCCGAGCGGCACAGUGUCUCAUGCGCUAUUGAAACCGCCAUCUGCGGCCAACGCGACAAUGGAUGAGAGGUUACCUGUGCUCCUGAAUCUUCAUGGCGCUGGCGUGGAGGCAGAUGGCCCCUUGGCACGACAUAUGUUUGAUGAUGCUCCUCAUCUUCCAGCAUGGAUACUCACUCCUACGGGCAUGAGCCCCUGGAGUGGCGACGAUUGGCAUACUUGGGGCUUUGCAGACGCUCAAUCCGCAAUUGCCGCAGUACCUGAUUGGAUUAACAGCACUGAAUGGAAUGGCUCAAGGCUGUAUUCUGAGAAAUUUCUCGUUGCAGGCCACUCCAACGGCGGGCAGGGGACGUGGUACUUUGCUUCUCAUCUUCCUGAUCGCCUUCUGGGAGCUGCCGUCGCUUCGGGCUAUUCAUCGAUUGAAAACUACGUGCCAUAUAUUCUGUGGAACGAGGCGGACCCUCUCCAAGACGCUAUCCUCGAGACCUCGAGGAGCAACUUUCGUCAUGAAAUCCUGACUGAGAAUCUAGUGGGACUUUCUAUAUUUCAACAGCAUGGAUCAGCAGAUGACAAUGUUCCAACUUACCAUUCUCGAUUGAUGAACACCCUACUGAACCAAGCGGGCACAAUAGCGCAAUAUUCGGAGAUACUGGACAAGGGACAUUGGUUUGACGGUGUAAUGACCACCAAAUCAAUGAUGGACUUUUAUUCGCGCCAUCUGAGUAUACACCCGCCUGCCCUAACUGUACCCACCGCUUUUAAUCUUGUCGUUCCGAAUUCCCAUGACAUGGGAUCUAGGUAUGGCGUCGUUGUCGACCAACUGUCAUCCCCAGACAGAUUGGGAAGACUGAAGGUAACAACAAACUUGCGUGGAUCUCUCGUCCAAUGGCAUAUACGGACAGAGAACAUCCAUCGAUUCCAUCUGGAUCCCAACGCACGACUCACCAACCCUCCUGACCAAGUCCUCAUUGACGAUGUGCCGCAUAUGUUCGACCUUGGAAAAGGAGCGGCUUCUUUUGUGAAGUCCACUUCCAAUGUGUGGGGUAGAGACGUCGCCUUGAAUUGGAGGACUCUGGAUCAAAGAUUCGGUCGUCAAAGAGGGGCCCUCGAGGCAAUCCUCCGAAGCGCGGGACCAUUCGAAGUCAUUUACGACUCCGACAAGACACUGCCCAUCGCAAUACAGACGAGCCGAAACUUUCUGCAGUACUUUGGAGCUGACACAAACAUUUUGCCUUCCCCCGCAUAUCAGCAAGCACUGGAAAGGGGCUCAAAUAUCAUCAUAAUCUGUCUUGGAAGCUUUGUCCCAGAAGCUCGCCUCCCGAGAUUCCCAAUUCGACUUGCCAAUAAGAAGGUCUUCUUUACCGCACCAGAUUCCAGAUCGAAGUCGUUGCAUUUGAGAAAAGGCAUGGGCGGAGUCUGGCUUCGGCCUCUCUCGGGGGAGCGGUUGGAGCUUGUUGUAUGGGGAGCUGACGAGACUGGACUGCGACAAGCUGCGAGGCUGAUACCCACAGUCACUGGAGCUGGUCAGCCGGAUUUCGUGAUAUUGGGUAGUGAGGCAAGAUGGAAGGGUCAUGGAGGUGCCAUUGCAAUGGGCUUCUUUGAUCGCAGUUGGAGGAUAUCCUCCGCUUCGUACCUGCCCUAGUGACGGGGAGUUGUAGGGUUUCGUGAACGAGAGGGUGGGUGGACGUGAGUACUGUUGGCCAAAGAGCUAGUUGGAGCAGCAGGAAUAACUGCUGAGAGACUCUGGGAGGCAUUUAUAUUCCCUGGUAGGUCACUGGGAAUGACACGGACAAGAAGAGGCAGAGUUGGGAUGAGGAAAGCGCGCUCCCUGCGACCACUGCAC